AUGGGCGUACAACAUGAAGUCCAAUUUGAAACAGUUUAUAUGAAAACUAAACUUACUUCUCUGGAUCAGGAGUAUUUUGUAAUAUCUAAAUGGAAGUCCUGUGUCCAACUCUCUACAAAACCUGAACCGAACACCCUUAUAUUGCCACCAAGAAGCCCCAAUUGCCUAAAAAAAAAUCCAAAUUUACUCCAGAUAUCUUUCCACUUUCAUGGAAUAGCGGCAAAAUGUGAACUCAACAUCUUUGAACUUUUCAAAAGAAGUGUAGUGUUCUGGGAGGAAAUAUUACAGUUUGCCUGUUCGGUUAGCCAUCAGGAAAAAACUGGCAGUAUCGAGCUGCUACUUACAUGUAAGCUAUGGCCCAGCAAGAAGAUCGACAACCUUCUGGAAGCACCAUUAAGUUACGAUUCACACAAUUUAGAAACCCUCCAAAUCGGAUAUUUAGAAAAGUUGAGCACUGAAGUUGAGUUUUUGAAGGACGCGAACUUGAUUUUUCCAGAAGCUGAGCUCAUCGAACAGUUCAAUGAGUACCUUGGUUCUCUGAUCAUUUCACAACUUGAAUUCAGGUACCCGCUAGUCUUCUCGAGUUUGGUCAGACGGCGCCUGUCGCUACAGGAGAGGUUUCUUCCCUCAGUUUCGUAUAGCUUAACAGACUCGUCGAAGUUGUUACCCCAUCUGGUGCAAAUGAUCUCAAAGGACAGAACUGCAACCACCGUGUACCAGCUUUUGAAAAACACAAAGUGUAAACUUUCCUUCGAUAUUAUGAGGAAGGGUACCGACUGA
Messenger RNA from Huiozyma naganishii CBS 8797, 780 nucleotides. RefSeq names its product Rec102p (gene REC102). Bases 1 to 780 code for a protein of 259 amino acids. NCBI's taxonomy places the organism in Eukaryota, Fungi, Ascomycota, Saccharomycetes, Saccharomycetales, Saccharomycetaceae. The record is from RefSeq and is a predicted model, not a curated record. The transcript is spliced from 2 exons.